AUGAGGCUGUACCUAGGAUCGUGGCUUGCUGCGCUGCUUCUCUCGGCUGUAACUGCGCUGCCUUCCUCUGAUAUUAGCAAGAGGGCCGGUACAGAGUGCAAUGGAUACUCUGAACUGUGCAAUAGAAAAUAUUCCAAUGUGACGUUUGUCGGCACACACGAUUCGUACGCCGUCGGUUCUAUGGAGACGUUGGGCGCGAAUCAAAAGAACACGGUGCCACAGCAGCUUGAUGAUGGCAUGCGGGUUCUGCAGGUGCAAGCACACAAGAUGGAUGAUUCGGAAAAAGACUCGGGCAUCUUUCUUUGUCACACCGACUGUGACAUUUUUAACGGUGGUACCAUGGAAAGCUUCCUGGGGGAUGUGAAGAGCUGGAUCCGAGCGAACCCCAACGAAGUGGUGACACUGAUUAUUGCAAAUAAUGACAAUUUACCUGCUACACAAUUUGCAACUGCUUUCGGAUCGACUGGACUGGACAAGUAUGCGUACAAGCCAGGCACAGCCAGACAAAGCAAAACCUCGUGGCCGACGCUGCAGAAGAUGAUUGACCAAAAGACUAACCUGGUUGUGUUUAUGGAUUACAAGACGAAUUUGAAGCAAGUCCCGUACAUUAUUCCCGAGUUCAAUAAUGUUUGGGAAAACGCAUUCGACCAAACGUCGUCGCCUUUUAACUGCACGCCAGACCGGUUCAGCGGCGAUACGUCCCAAAUGAUGUUUUUACACAACUAUUUCCUUGAUAAGGAAAGCAGUAUUGUUGGCCGCACUUUUGUUGUUCCUAAUGUGGACAAACUGAACCAAACCAACACGCAAAAGAACAUCGCCGACAGUGUUGACAGGUGCUACAAGCAACAAGGCACGUACCCGACAUUCAUACUCCUCGACUUCUACGAUGUGACGAAUGACGAGCCAUUGCAGGCUACUGCACAGAUGAACAAUGUUCCGUUUAAGCAGCUGCGUGUGAACGAAACGACUCCCGAGAAAACCGCGUCCGACAAUGCUGCUGUUAUACCGCAUGUACCAUUACUCACCAUUGGUGCUGUACUGCUUUUCUCUCUGCUGAUUUCUCUCAUAUGA
Molecule: messenger RNA, 1071 nt
Organism: Malassezia vespertilionis
Lineage: Eukaryota; Fungi; Basidiomycota; Malasseziomycetes; Malasseziales; Malasseziaceae
Exons: 1
Coding region: 1-1071 (356 amino acids)
Biological process (GO): lipid metabolic process
Molecular function (GO): phosphoric diester hydrolase activity
Source: RefSeq, a predicted model, not a curated record